This is a messenger RNA of Botrytis cinerea B05.10, 1194 nucleotides long. RefSeq lists its product as hypothetical. The record is from RefSeq and is a predicted model, not a curated record. Lineage: Eukaryota; Fungi; Ascomycota; Leotiomycetes; Helotiales; Sclerotiniaceae. The transcript has a single exon. Bases 237 to 962 code for a protein of 241 amino acids.
GGGCACAAAGACGACAAGAAACCGGACAAGUUUCUCCUCCGCUCAAUUACUUUACCCAAUCUACAACUUCUGACGAAUCAUAUUCCGGUAGUGCUACUCCCACCUAUACACCGGGUCAAAAUACAUAUCAUGAUAUUCAAACCUUAACAUAUCCACAAGAAUCCCAAUAUACCCCCAAUCCAGCAAAUCAACGAAGCAACCCAGUUCAAUCUCAUAAUCCCCACACUAUAACCUCCAUGAACGCAGAACUUGAUCUCCCCCCCUCCAUUGAUCCCUACGCCUCACAAUUCAGUCUUCCCCCGUCCAGAAAACUCCAACGACGGAACCGCUCAUUUGUUCCCUCCUCAGAAGACUCUCAAACCUCAUCUGGAAACUAUAAAGGUAACCCACGCGCCGGCAUUCGCGAACUUUCCGAUCAUCUCAACUGUGCCCUCUGGCUCACCAAUCUCGCCGCCGACAUCCAAGCCCAUGAAGUUUUCGACGAAAUCCACACCGGUGCCGUCUCCGCCUUUGAAAUCACCCGUCCACGGGGCGAAUACAUCAUGUCCGCCGCAAAACUAAUUUUCAAACAUCCCGAAGCCGCUGCGCUUUUCAAAGACCAAUGCAAUAACGAGCAUGGAAUCAUCAUCCGCGGACGCAGAGUCAACGCCCGCUAUAACACAUUCGGAUAUCGUCGAUACAAGAGCGAAGAUAAAACUCGCAUGAUCUCUAUCGAGGGACCAAGUCGCUACGUGGUAUAUGAUGAUCUCAAGGUAUUUUUUGAAACGUUUUGUGAUCAUGAGUUGUCGGGAUGGGAAUAUGUCGAGGCGGCUGUGAAGGGGAAUCGGAAGAUGAUCAUGGGGUUUGCGAGGAUCAAUGGGCAGGCUACCCAGUGUUUGGAGGCGUUGCAGAUGCAUCCGGUUUAUGGAGAACAUUUGGUUGUGCAAUACGCACCGGAUCCCUGUGCGAGGGAUUCUCCGUAGGCUUAAUUCUGAUUGUUGGGUGGGAAGAGGAGAGUUGAGAAGUUUUAAGUGUUGGGUGGUUGAGAUCUUGUCGAACUCAGAUGGGUCUGAUGUAUUUUGAUGGUGGCUGCUAGUUGGCUGAGAUUCACUCUGAAGGUUAAAGUUCUUUUGGCGGGCCAGAGUUGUUGAACUUAUAUGAAGCAAAAUGACUGUGUCCAGAGAUGUAGUCCCUCGGAACAAAUAUUUAGCAUGA